AUGGGCUCGAUUCAUCAGGAUCCUAUACUCCGUCAAUCUCUCCGCCAUUGUGCACAACGCGUCCUUGGCGGAACGCCCAAAUUCACCACCAAUGCCGAAGAACUUUGUGCUUCCCCUGACGUGGAUGUCGUUUUGAUCGCAAAUGCAGAUGCAUACCAUGUCGAGCAUGGAAUUCUUGCGCUUCAAAAUGAGAAGUACUGUUUGAUUGAGAAGCCUGCCUCGAUCUGUCUGCGCGAUAUUGACCGACUUAUCGAGGCUGAAAAGACUUCCAAGAGAAAGGUUUUCGUGGGAACCAUGCGUCGUUAUGCGGCUGCUUUUGUCGAUGCAGUCGAGGAGGUUGGAAAAAUGGAAAAAAUUACUUAUGCUCGUGUCAGGGAUGUGAUUGGACCAAAUGCGACUGCAGUAUCGCAGUCAGGCACAUUUCCCCAGCGUUUCGAUGAUUUCUCCAAGGAAGAUUCGUGUGGUCGAGCCAACAAAGAGGCCGACAUAUACGAGCAGGCCAUAAGUAAGGAGUUUGGGUUAGAGGCUACUCCACAAUCGUUGAGGAUGCUAAGAGUUUUGGGGGGUCUUGGGACUCAUAGUUUAUCGGCCAUGAGAGAGAUAAUUGGAAUGCCUCAGAGCGUUGCCGGUGCAGUUCUCACACUACCCGGAAUUUUUAGCGUCUUAUUCCGCUACGAUAACUUUCCGGUUGUGUAUGAAUCGGGUCUCUCUGAUAUUCCCUUCUUCGAUGCGCACAUUGAAGUGGCGUCUCCACAGAAGACUGUACGCGUUAUAUUCGACAAUCCUUACAUUAAAGGGCUUCCAGUUACUCUCCUAAUUCGUGAAAAGGUUGGAGACGGUUUCCAGGAGAGGAAAAUUCGCAAAACCUACGAGGAUCCAUAUACUCUGGAGCUUUUGGACCUCUAUGAUUGUGUUGUAAACGGGAAGACGCCUAAAAGCAGUGCCGAGGAUGCGAAAAAAGAUAUUGAACUUUUUAGGAUGAUUCUUCAGGCAGGAUUUUAG
This is a messenger RNA of Penicillium cosmopolitanum, 1002 nucleotides long. RefSeq names its product Gfo/Idh/MocA family protein. Gene Ontology annotation, cellular component: cytoplasm. The transcript has 3 exons. Gene Ontology annotation, biological process: NADPH regeneration. Lineage: Eukaryota; Fungi; Ascomycota; Eurotiomycetes; Eurotiales; Aspergillaceae. The record is from RefSeq and is a predicted model, not a curated record. Gene Ontology annotation, molecular function: oxidoreductase activity; nucleotide binding. Bases 1 to 1002 code for a protein of 333 amino acids.